Lichtheimia ornata is the source of this 768-nucleotide messenger RNA. RefSeq lists its product as uncharacterized. The transcript is spliced from 5 exons. Bases 1 to 768 code for a protein of 255 amino acids. The record is from RefSeq and is a predicted model, not a curated record. Lineage: Eukaryota; Fungi; Mucoromycota; Mucoromycetes; Mucorales; Lichtheimiaceae.
AUGCCAGCUUCCGAUCUAGAUACAGACACUCAAAUUGAGACAUCCUCGUCUGCUCUCAUCAAGAAUAUCAUUGAAGACCUCUUUUCAUACAGCACGGUCCGCUGGAGACGCAUAUUGGAGUACUACUAUUUUGAAGAUGCCACCUUAACAUCACCCAUCAUGUCCACUGAAGGCAUUGAUAAUAUCCAAUAUGUAUAUACCGUAUGGCAGGCACUGAAUCGCAAGGCACCCACUAUCAACAAUAUAGUGUUUGACGGCCGUACAGCGGUGGUGCAUAUCACACAAAACCUAUCACCGAGCAUGUUUCCAUCAUUUAUUCAGCUCCAAGUGCCGGCCAUUACCACGCUUCAUUUUCGAGAGACGGAGGCUGAUAGCGGCUUGCUAAAGAUUUAUCGUCAAGAGGAUAGUUGGACAUUGGAAGGCCUUAUCCAAUCGAUGCCUCUCAUGUCCUUUUGGUACAACGACGUUCUUCGGGUCGUCAUGGGCAAACUGGUAACAGCGACGGGCGAUUUAUUGGAUGCAGCAUUACGUCAUGCACACAAAAUGUCGAUGCGUGGACGAGAAAUUCAACGCAGAAGUCGUGAUUUGGCAAUCGAGAACAUGGAAAAGUUGGAUGAAUACAGAGCCAAUCUACAUGAAAACUACCUCGAAGGCAUCCGUGGUUGGCAUCAUCAAUACCAAAUGGGGGAUCAUGAUGAUUAUUUACUCGAAGAUGAUUUUCGACCUGUCAAGGAAAGCCGUAAUGGCAACAACGACUUUUAUGAUUGA